This is a messenger RNA of Ceratotherium simum simum (southern white rhinoceros), 695 nucleotides long. The record is from RefSeq and is a predicted model, not a curated record. Lineage: Eukaryota; Metazoa; Chordata; Mammalia; Perissodactyla; Rhinocerotidae.
CUGGGCAGUUCCCCCCCCCCCCCCGUGAAGGUUCAUAUACACGCCCAGCUACUUUUGCGAGUUACUCUCCUAAAAUGGCACUGCGGUCUCACACAGCAGGUCUUCUUUGGCAGAUUCUGUUGCUAAUAGAAGCCUGGAAGACUCUGGGCUAUGCUCACUCUCUUUGCCUUGACCUCACUGUCAAAUCUCAGUCCAGACCUGGACAACCCUGGUGUGAAGUCCAGGGCUCAGUGGAUACAAAGCCUUUCAUUCAGUAUGACAGUGACAGCAACGAGGUCAGACCUUUGGGUCUCUUGGGGGAGAAGGUAAAUGCCAGCAAGGCAUGGACAGACUUGACCCAAACACUGGGAGAAAUGGGGCAAGAGCUCAGGAUGAUCCUGCCUGUCAUCAAACUGGAGAAAAACAGGACCAAGGGUAUUCACACUAUGCAGGUCAAGCUGUCUUGUCAGCGGGAAGCAGAACGAUGCACUGGUGCAUCCUGGGAGUUCAACAUCGAGGAGCAGACAGCCCUCUUUGACACAAUGACCAUGAACUGGACAGUCGUUGAUCCUGGAGCCAGAGGGAUCAAGGAGGAGUGGGAGAACAACAAGGAACUGGCAGAAUAUUUCAGGAAGAUCUCAGCUGGAGAUUGUAAUCACUGGCUUAGGGAAUUCUUAGAACACUGGGAGAAAGUACUGAAGCCCACAGGUAACUGA